GACAGAUCACCUUUUUCUGUAAAAGCCCAAUAAUAUCACUGGGAACUUACAAAAAAAUUUCACUUCUAUUUAAUACCCCAAUUCCUCGGCCCAUUAACCCAAGCCCAUUUCCCUGUCACCCCUAGGUUUUCUGGGAGAAACCAUAUAUAUAAACUCUAUCGCAGCUGAUAUAUUAAAGUUAGCCUCCCUUCCUCUCUAUCAUAAACCCUAACCACAGAGAGAGAGAGAGAGUGAACAGAGUUUAGCAAUGGCGGCAAAGCAGAAGAAGGUGAGCAGGAAUCCAGACCUCAUCCGUGGUGUCGGGAAGUUUUCCCGAUCCAAAAUGUACCACAAGCGUGGUUUGUGGGCCAUCAAGACCAAGAACGGCGGCGCUCUGCCCGUCCACGCUAAGAAGCCCGCCGACGAGCCCAUGCCUUCCGCCGCCGUCAAGGCCACCAAGUUCUACCCGGCCGAUGAUGUCAAGAAGCCGCUCGCUAACAAGCGCAAGCCCAAGCCCACCAAGCUUAGGUCGAGUAUUACUCCUGGAACUGUCUUGAUCGUUUUGACCGGGAGAUUCAAGGGUAAAAGAGUUGUUUUCUUGAAGCAGCUUGCCUCUGGGUUGCUUCUCAUCACUGGUCCCUUCAAGGUUAAUGGUGUUCCUUUGAGGAGAGUCAAUCAGGCUUAUGUGAUUGCAACUUCAACCAAGAUUGACAUUUCUGCCAUUAACUUGGAUAAAUAUGAUGACAAGUACUUCGCCAAGCAGGUCGAGAAAAAGAAAAAGAAGGGUGAAGGCGAGUUCUUUGAUGCAGAGAAAGAGGUUUGUUUGUAAUUUCACUGUGAUCUUCCGCGUACAUUUUUAUUCUGUGUUAUGGCCUUUUGUUCUCACUGUUCCACCUUAAUUUCAGGCCAAGAAUGUUCUCCCUCAGGAGAAGAAGGAUGACCAGAAAUCCAUUGAUGCAGAGCUCAUUAAAGCAAUUGAGGCUGUCGCUGACUUGAAAUUCUAUUUGGGUGCUAGGUUCUCGCUUAAAUCCGGCGACAAACCACAUGAGCUUGUUUUCUAGAAAGGAUGUGUCUGGAGUAUUGUUCAAAACUGCAUUUGCUUUUUAUGUUCUUUUCUGAAUUAAUUAUGCUUGGCAUUAGACUUUUUGAGGUAUGUACUCCUAUGUUGACAGAAGGCAAAUUUUGUGGUAGCUUAAUAUACUCUCUUGAAAGCACAGUCGUAGUUUAUGUAGUUUUUCUCCAUGUUUGACCUCUCUUUUUAAGCUUAUCAUUCAAAACCAGGAGAUGUUUUUAUCAGAACAUAAUCAUUCUGCCAUCAAGAUAUAAAAGGUUAGAUGGAUGUGAAAGUUUAGCCCUACAAAAUCUUUGAGAUACUGAAUUUGAGAUCUCACCUGCGAUGUGGAGCUCAACUCCUUCCUUUGUCGUAAGUAAUUAGAGUUUAGAAUUUUGGAGGUUUAUGGAAUUACGUACCUCUAGAUACACCCGGAGCGACAACUGAAAGUGCCAUGAAUCCAGCAAUUGGCUCCAGAUUCUCUAUUGUGGCUGUGCUUUCCGAUAAAUGGUAUAAAGAAUUUGCAGUUAGUUUUUACUUUUUGGAAGAUAUUUAGCAUAGUCGCUAGGAGGCGUUGUUCCAAGUUUGAUUAUUUGUGAUGUUUUGAUCAAAUUGGC
This is a messenger RNA of Oldenlandia corymbosa var. corymbosa, 1647 nucleotides long. The record is from the annotation of a GenBank genome assembly. Lineage: Eukaryota; Viridiplantae; Streptophyta; Magnoliopsida; Gentianales; Rubiaceae.